Molecule: messenger RNA, 3116 nt
Organism: Leucoraja erinaceus (little skate)
Lineage: Eukaryota; Metazoa; Chordata; Chondrichthyes; Rajiformes; Rajidae
Product: anoctamin-3-like
Exons: 21
Coding region: 226-2367 (713 amino acids)
Biological process (GO): chloride transmembrane transport
Cellular component (GO): plasma membrane
Molecular function (GO): chloride channel activity; protein dimerization activity
Source: RefSeq, a predicted model, not a curated record
CACCCGCUCCGUCACUAUGGCAACUGCGGAGAGAGAAGUUGUUGAGCAAAGAGCUCCAUAAAGCAGUGUCGGGUUGCGCAGUGCUUCAGAAGCCCCUGUGUGUGUGUCAGCUGCUCAAAUCAACGCUGGGUUGAGAGAGGAGCCGGCCGCUCGGUGGAGGAGGUGUGUGGACCCGUGCAACCUUGGUUUCUCUCUGCAACGACCCAGCACUGAGGCGGAACGAAGAUGGUGCAUCACUCCAGGUCCAUUCAGUCCUUCAAGCAGCAGAAGGGGAUGAACACGAGCGUCAGUGGAGUUGUCACAGAGCAGCCAUUGAAGCCGUCGAGGAGAAGCCUGCCCUGUCUGGCCCAGAGCAAAACCCUGCCCAACCACCUCAGCAACCACUCCCUACAGCAAGGAUCCCAUCUGAAGGACACGCUAUCUGCAGGACCAUGUACCACAGAUAUCCCUGUCCAAAGCGAGAAGCCCCCGCUGACUGGCUCGAGUGCCAACGACUUACUUUACAGUUCCCAACAGGAGUCUCAGCCCAAACCCUGGGCACCAGAAUCUGUUCCCAUCUGCAUUAUUCCCCAAGAUGACGAUCAGGAGUGGAGCACAGCAGAAUCGGAACAAAGGACCUACGAUUCUCAAACUGACCAUAUCUUUCUCCUUCAGACCUCCACACAGCAAGGAUUGCUGGAGCCCCCCAGCGAUGAGCGGAUGGAUAAGGAACUCUCCGUGUCGGAAAAUAGUCUGUUCUUCAAAGAUGGCAGGAAGAGGAUUGACUAUAUCUUGGUCUACAAAAGAACGGACAUGCACGUUGAGAAAAGGGGCACCUUUGAAAAGAACCUGCGGGCGGAAGGACUGCAGCUGGAAAGGGAGCAAUCCAUCACAAACGCUGACGUGAUGUUUGUGAAACUCCACGCACCUUGGGAAACUAUUUGUAAAUAUGCGGAGGUCAUGAACAUUCGAAUGCCAUUCAGGAAAAAAUGUUAUUAUACUGCUUGGAGGAGCAAAAUGAUUAGCAGUGUUCAGAAGAGCAUGCGACACGUGAAGAGUUGGCUCCCACGGAACCCGAUGCAACUCGACAAAGAAGCUCUACCCGAUCUGGAAGAGGCAGAGAGCUACACGGCACCGUUCAGUAGAGCACGCAUGCACCACUUCACCAUCAACAACAAAGACACAUUUUUCAGUAAUUCUACCAGAAGUCGGAUUGUUCACCAUGUGCUACAAAGGACGAAAUAUGAAGAUGGCAAAUCUAAAAUGGGUUUAAACAGGUUGCUGAGCAAUGGAACAUAUGUGGCUGCGUACCCACCGCAUGAGGGAAGCUACAAGAGCCGGCAUGACAUCAUCACGCAUGGCGCUCUCAAUCACAGGCACUUGCUGUACGAGCGAUGGGCCAGAUGGGGCAUGUGGUACAAGUACCAACCGCUGGACCUCAUCAGACGGUACUUUGGAGAGAAGAUUGGCCUGUAUUUCGCCUGGUUGGGUUGGUACACUGGGAUGCUAAUCCCCGCUGCCCUCGUUGGGGUUCUGGUAUUUCUGUACGGACUACUUACAUCUGACCACAGUCAAGUCAGCAAGGAGAUCUGUGACGCCAAUGAUACCCUCAUGUGUCCAAUGUGCGAACGCAACUGUUCUUACUGGAUGCUGAGUGAAAGCUGUGCCUACGCAAAGAUGACGCACCUGUUUGACAAUGGAGGCACGGUUUUCUUUGCCAUUUUCAUGGCGCUGUGGGCCACAGUAUUUCUGGAGUUUUGGAAAAGGCGGAGAGUGGUCCUGACUUAUAACUGGGAUCUAAUUGACUGGGAAGAAGAGGAGGAAGAACUUCGUCCCCAGUUCGAAGCCAAGUAUUCCAAGAAGGAGCGUCUAAACCCCAUCACGGGCAAACCGGAACCGUUCCAGCCCUUCGUCGACAAACUUAGCCGUCUCCUGGUGUCUGUCUCAGGAAUAUUCUUCAUGAUCCUGCUGGUCCUGGCUGCGGUGUUUGGUGUCGUGUUGUACCGUCUUGUGACCAUGGAACUCUUUGCCUCCUUUCGCUGGGAGUUUGUGAAGAAGAACUGGCAGUUUGCCACGGCUGGCUCGGGGGUGUGCAUCAACUUUGCCAUCAUCAUGUCUCUCAACGUGGUUUAUGAAAGAGUUGCAAGGAUGCUGACCAACUGGGAGCACCCACGCACGGAGUCAGAAUGGGAGAACAGCUUUGCCUUGAAGAUGUUCCUCUUUGAGUUUGUCAAUCUCAACAGCUCCAUCUUCUAUGUUGCUUUCAUUCUCGGCAGGUUUGCAGGGCGGCCUGGAGCCUAUGCCAAGCUGUUUCACCGAUGGAGACUGGAAGAGAUUGUUACAGAACUGGUGGUCACGGAGAAAGGUGAAGCGAGCCAGUCACGAUGAGGCGAGCAAGUAUUACCUACCUCAGUGGGAGCAAGAUUGGAACCUGCAGCCCAUGAACAACCAUGGACUGGUAGACGAGUAUCUGGAAAUGGGUAAGUACCAUAGAGUCAUGGAGUCCUAGAGUGAUACAGUGUUUGAACUGGCCCUCAGCCCAACUUGCCCACCCAGUCCAACUUGUCCCAGAUACACCAGUCCCACCUCCCUGCGUUUGGCCCAUAUGCCUCCAAGUCUGUGUCCUAUCCAUGUACCAGUCUAACUGUUCCUUAAAUGUUGGGAUAGUCCCUGCCUCAACUACCUCCUCUGGCAGCUCGUUCCAUACACCCACCACCCUUUGUGUGAAGAAGUUACCCCUCAGAUUCCAAUUAAAUCUUUUUCCCUUCAACUUGCACCAAUGUCCUCUGGUCCUCGAUUACCCUACUCUGGGCAAGAGACUCCGUGCAUCUACCUGAUAGAAAAUAGAAACAUAGAACUUAGGUGCAGGAGUAGGCCAUUCGGCCCUUCGAGCCUGCACCGCCAUCCAAUAUGAUCAUGGCUGAUCAUCCAACUCAGUAUCCCAUACCUGCCUUCUCUCCAUACCCUCUGAUCCCCUUAGCCACAAGGGCCACAUCUAACUCCCUCUUAUAUAGCCAAUGUACUGGCCUCGACUACCCUCUGUGGCAGAGAGUUAUAGAGAUUCACCACUCUCUGUGUGAAAAAAGUUCUUCUCAUCUCGGUUUUAAACGAUUUCCCCCUUAUCCUUAAGCUGUGCA